AUGGAGAGAGUUCAGCAACUGGCGGCGCAACAUGCAGUAGUCAUAUUCAGCGUUAGUACUUGUUGCAUGUGUCAUGUGAUGAAGAACUUCUUCCGCAACCUCGGGGUCAACGCGAUCGCAUACGAGCUGGACCAGGAGCAGGGAGGGAAGGAGAUGGAGAGAGCACUGGCCAUGCACCUAGGCCGCAACCCGGUCCCGGCUGUGUUCAUCGGAGGCCGGCUUGUGGGUCGCACCGAGGUAGUUAUGGCCCACCACCUCAACGGGACCCUGGGGCACAUGCUCCGGGAAGCAGGGGCGCUCUGGUUACUCUAG
Messenger RNA from Nymphaea colorata (pocket water lily), 312 nucleotides. RefSeq names its product glutaredoxin-C1-like. NCBI's taxonomy places the organism in Eukaryota, Viridiplantae, Streptophyta, Magnoliopsida, Nymphaeales, Nymphaeaceae. The record is from RefSeq and is a predicted model, not a curated record. Bases 1 to 312 code for a protein of 103 amino acids. The transcript has a single exon.